AUGUGCAACCCCCAACCCCCCUCUGGUGUGAUGAGCAACCCCCAACCCCCAACCACCCUCUGGUGUGAUGAGGAACCCCCAACCCCCAAACACCCUCUGCAACCCCCAACCACCCUCUGGUGUGAUGAGCAUCCCUCAACCGCCCUCUGGUUUGAUGAGCAACCCCCCAACCCCCAAUCCCCCUCUGGUGUGAUGAGCAUCCCCCAACCGCCCUCUGGUGUGAUGAGCAACCUCCCAAACUCCCUCUGGUGUGAUGAGCAACCCCCAACACCCAAACACCCUCUGCAUCCCCCAACCACCCUCUGGUUUGAUGCGAACCCCCAAGCCCCAACCCCCCUCUGGUUGAUGAGCAACCCCCAACCCCCCUCUGGUGUGAUGAGCAACCCCCAACCCCCUCUGCAACCCCCAACCCCCCUCUGGUGUUAUGAGCAAACCCAACCCCUCUCUGGUGUGAUGUGCAACCCCCAACCCCCCUCUGGUGUGAUGAGCAACCCCCAACCCCCAACCACCCUCUGGUGUGAUGAGGAACCCCCUAACCCCCAACCACCCUCUGGUAUGAUGAGCAACCCCCAACCCGCAACCCCCUCUGCAACCCCCCAACCACCCUCUGGUGUGAUGAGCAUCCCCCAACCGCCCUCUGGUGUGAUGAGCAACCCCCAACCCCCAACCACCCUCUGGUGUGAUGAGCAACCCCCAACCGCCCCCUCUGGUGUGAUGAGCAACCCCCCAAACCCCUCUGCAUCCCUCAACACCCUCCUCUGGUUUGAUGAGCAACCCCCCAACCCCCAAUCCCCCUCUGGUGUGAUGAGCAUCCCCCAACCGCCCUCUGGUGUGAUGAGCAACCUCCCAAACUCCCUCUGGUGUGAUGAGCAACCCCCAACACCCAAACACCCUCUGGUGUGA
Molecule: messenger RNA, 903 nt
Organism: Coregonus clupeaformis (lake whitefish)
Lineage: Eukaryota; Metazoa; Chordata; Actinopteri; Salmoniformes; Salmonidae
Product: vegetative cell wall protein gp1-like
Exons: 6
Coding region: 1-903 (300 amino acids)
Source: RefSeq, a predicted model, not a curated record